GUUUUUCAUAAUUAAGCAGACUACGAAUCACUCCAGUCGUAAACCGAAAAUGUCACUUCUCCUAUUUCGCAUCGCCAUAUUGGUACGUUAGUACUGUAGAAAUUCCUAAAAGAUCUGGAAAAUAGCGAUAAAACGAGUGAGAAAGUAAUAUUUUUGUGAUUCACCAAGUGCAAUUUUUACAAUAGGCAAUACAUUUUUGUGCUAGUAACGGGAACAAGUGAAUUUGGUUGUUUGUUUUGAACAGUUAACGAACAAAACUAAAAAUGGCGUGUGCAACGUUGAAGAGAUCGUUAGACUGGGAGCCUGCUCUGGGAGGAAGGCCAGCUAAAAGGCGAAGAUGUAUUCCUUUUUGCGGAAGUCCUUCGCAAAGAGACAGAGCAUCCACCAGCAGCAGCAGCAGCUCUCAUAGUCCCAUGGGCCCGUCAUCCCCUAAGUCAACUUCAGUGUUCCCCGACGUAAUUAGCAAAAAACUUACUCCCGAAUAUGUGGCAGAAAACAUUAGAGCCGAGUUAAAAAGAAGACAAAGACGCAAACAGUUGCAAUAUAGCAUGAUGGAAAACUCAGAUGGUAGCAGCUCAGGUGGCGAAACCGCAGAAACGCCCACAAGAUCUGACAGAGCCUUAUUUACCUUCAAACAAGUUGGUAUGAUUUGUGACCGUAUGCUACGAGAGAGGGAAUCGGAAAUCAGAGAGGAAUAUGACAAUGUGUUGACAGCCAAGCUUGCUGAACAAUAUGAUGCCUUUGUUAAAUUUACCUAUGAUCAAAUCCAGAAAAACUACAGUGCAGCCGCACCAAGCUAUCUAUCGUAAAAGUCGAAUAACCGUAAAGCAACAAAUUCUGCUUAGACACUAGCCACAAACAAAUGUCGUUAUACUAUCGUUUUUACACUAA
Messenger RNA from Brassicogethes aeneus, 891 nucleotides. The record is from the annotation of a GenBank genome assembly. NCBI's taxonomy places the organism in Eukaryota, Metazoa, Arthropoda, Insecta, Coleoptera, Nitidulidae.